AUGGAUUACCGACCCUCUCCUCAUUUCCAGCCUCACCUGGCUGGCUUUUACUGUGGGGGUUCUCAGUCAGGGUCCCUGGGGGGAAUCCCAGGGAAAACCCCUCAGGACCUGGAGGAGUUGCCUCCCCCUGCCCGACACCCUGUUGCAGUGUGCCAGCAGGAGAGCCUGUCCUUUGCUGAGCUCCCAGGGCGCUUUGAGCUGGGCCACUGGCCUCUCAAGGUCCCACCUGCUUCUCAUGGGCUGCUGUGGCCGCUGCCAGUAGCGACUCAGGACACCAGGGGCCCUGCCUUUGGAGAUGACGGCCUAAGUGAGUUCUUAGGAGGACCCCGGAGUCCCCAGCAUCCAGAACCCCAACGCCGCACCAGCCACAGUUCUGAGGAGAAAUCUGCCUGGCGGAAGAUGCGGGUAUAUGAGAGCCAAGAGGUCACAGGGAGCCCCAGAGCCGAGGAUGAUGCUGUCUUCCCUGAGGUCGGGGUGGAGGUCCCUGAGCCUCAUCCUGCUUUGGAAGUGCCACGGACCCUGGUGACAGCAGUGACUCCCCGGGUGGGACCCAAAGAACCAGAGAGGAGACGCUUCUCAGCUUCGGAGUUGAUGAGCCGGCUCCAGUCUGCCCAAAGAAAGGCCACUCUCUCCCUGUGCCUGGGCAAAGGCCUGACCAAGGACCGAGGGCUCUGGGCUGCCAGGGAAGGGAGAGCCCCUGAGAAGGAGCCGAGCUGCUCAGAGAUGAGGGUCGAUGGCCUUGUGCCCCCAGCCAUAAGUGGUCCUAGUGAGAGGGAUGACAGCUGGCCUGAUACCAGGCCUGACCCACUAGAGGAAGCAGCCCCCAAAGCGUGGGCACCUCAUGAGCGACGCCAGUCACGUUUCCUCCUUAAUUCUGUGCUGUACCAGGAGUACAGUGAUGUGGCCAGUGACCGGGAGUUGCAGCGGCAGAAACACGAGGAGGACACCUUGGGGGAGGAAGCUGAGGAGGAGGAGGAGGGGCCGGGCCCACCUCGGGCCAACCUGUCCCCUAGCAGCUCCUUCCGAGCCCAACGCUCAGGCCGUGGCUCCACCUUCUCCCUGUGGCAGGACAUCCCAGAUGUUCGGAGCAGCGGCUUCCUGGCCAUCAUUGGCCUUCAAGAACGAAAGCUGCAGGAGGCCAAGUUUGAGCUGAUCACGUCAGAGGCCUCCUAUAUCCACAGUCUCUCUGUGGCUGUGGGCCACUUCAUGGGCUCCUCGGAGCUGGCCGAGUGUCUGGGGGCCCAAGAAAAACAGUGGCUGUUCUCCAAGCUGUCCGAGGUCAAGGCCACCAGUGAGAGGUUUCUGCAGGAGCUGGAGCAGCGCCUGGAGGAGGACAUACUUCGAUUUUGUGUGUGUGACAUCGUCUUACGUCACUGCCCCGCCUUCCGGCGUGUCUACCUGCCUUACGUCACCAAUCAGGCCUACCAAGAGAGCACCUACCAGCGACUGCUACUGGAGAAUCCCAAGUUUUCUAGCGUUCUGGCUCGUCUGGAAGAGGCCCCCAUUUGCCAGCGCCUGCCUCUCACAUCCUUCCUCAUCCUGCCCUUCCAGAGAAUCACCCGCCUGAAGAUGCUAGUGGAGAAUAUCCUGAAGCGCACUGGGCAAGGCUCACGGGGUGAGGACAUGGCCACCAGGGCCUUCAAUGAACUCAAGAAGCUGGUACAGGAGUGCAAUGCCAGCGUGCAGUCGAUGAAGAGGACAGAGGAACUCAUCCAUCUUAACAAGAAAAUUCACUUUGAGAGUAAGAUCUUCCCACUGAUCUCCCAGUCCCGCUGGCUGGUGAGGCAUGGGGAGCUGGUGGAGCUGGCACCCCCUACCAUGCCUGCUGUCUCUGCUGCCAAGCCCAAGCUCUCCACCAAAGCCAUCUAUCUGCAUGUCUUCAAUGAUUGCCUAUUGCUUUCUCGAAGGAAGGAGAUGGAGAAGUUUGCUGUCUUCCUUUAUGCCAGGAUGCCUGAGAUCCGGGUGAAGGACCUGAGUUCCAAACUCCAGGGAAUCCCAGGCCAAGUCUUUCUCCUCCAGUUCCUACAUAGCCACCAGCCCAAGAGCCAGCUCCUCCUGAGGGCUCAGACAGAAAGUGAGAAGCAGCGGUGGAUCUCAGCCAUGUGCCCUUCCAGCACCCAGGAGGACAAGGAAGCCAUCAGUGAGAAUGAAGACCUCCCCCAGGUGCAGUGUAUCAGAGCCUACAAGGCUCUGGAACCAGAUGAGCUGACCCUUGAGAAGGCCGACAUCUUGGCUGUGAGGACCAGGACCAGUGAUGGGUGGCUGGAGGGAAUCCGCUUGGCAGAUGGUGAGCGGGGCUGGGUGCCACAAGCCUACGUGGAUGAGAUCACCAGCCGCAGUGCCCGUCUUCGAAACAUCCGGGAGACCAGAAUGAUCGAGAGUGCCACCAAUAAACUACAGGAAGCCGCUGCAUGA
Messenger RNA from Trichosurus vulpecula (common brushtail), 2415 nucleotides. It is a transcript of the gene ARHGEF19, whose product is annotated as Rho guanine nucleotide exchange factor 19. The record is from RefSeq and is a predicted model, not a curated record. NCBI's taxonomy places the organism in Eukaryota, Metazoa, Chordata, Mammalia, Diprotodontia, Phalangeridae. Gene Ontology annotation, molecular function: protein binding; guanyl-nucleotide exchange factor activity. The transcript is spliced from 15 exons. The coding region runs from base 1 to 2415 and encodes 804 amino acids. Gene Ontology annotation, biological process: activation of GTPase activity; regulation of actin cytoskeleton organization.